CACCGGCUUCAUUCCAGUAGAGCGGAACAGCGAGGGGCAGGCAGGGGGGCAACGCGUCGGCUCCUCCUCGUCAUCAAGCCGCUUCAAAAACACGCUUCACUCCGCUACAAAACGCCACCUUGCCUCCGGAGCCUUAAACGGGGACCCUCGAGUGAGGAACGAGUAAAGAAAAAUUCGGACAACAAUCGAAUGCACCUCGCUUCCUCAUCUCUUCUUCAGGGACGCCCUUGUUUCGCCCUCUCUUAAAAGGCUUCCAAAGCGACAUUUUCUCCACUUUUUUUCCGUCAUGACCCGGAGAUCGUGUGCCAUUUACGCCACCGGCAUCGUGUGCGCCCACCUCCUCAUCGUGGGCAUCGCUCUCGUGGUGGCUCAAGUCUUCCAGACCACCAUACACAACCGCUUGAAAAAGGAAAUAACACUAACAGAGAAGAGCCAAAUGUUCGAGUCCUGGAAGAACCCUCCCCCGCCUGUUUACAUGGAGUACUACUUCUUUAACGUCACCAACCCGGAGGUGUUCCUAGCGGGCGGCAAGGCCUCCGUCCAGCAGAUUGGACCAUACACCUACAGGGAGUAUAGGCCCAGGGAGAAUGUCACUUUCCUGGAAAACGGGACCAAAGUGUAUGCCCUCAACCCUAAGACCUUCGUGUUCAUGCGGGAGAAGUCGGUGGGCGACCCCGAAGUGGACGUGCUCAGGACCAUUAACAUCCCCUUAGUGGUGGUGAUGAACGAGCUCAACUCGUACUCCUUCUUCCUACGCAGCUUCAUCUCCAUCUACAUCAAAAGCUUGGGCGCCGAGCUGUUCACCACGCGCACGGUGCACGAGUACCUCUGGGGUUUCAAGGACCCCAUCCUCACCAAGAUCCACUCCAUGAAACCCGACGUGGACGAGUACUUUGGCCUCAUGUGGAAGAAAAACGGAACCCACGAAGGGGAGUUUGUCUUCAACACUGGCGAGCAGGACUACAUGGACUACGGCAAAAUCGACACGUGGAACGGCCUCAGAGAGAUGACCUUCUGGUCAUCCAACCAAAGUAACAUGAUCAACGGCACGGAUGGCGCCGUCUUCCACCCGCUCAUCAACAGAAACGAGCUGCUUUACAUCUUCGCCGCCGAUCUUUGCAGGUCCAUCCAUCUGGCCUAUGUGAAGGAUGUGGAAGUGAAAGGCAUCCAGGCAUACCGCUUCGCGCCCCCCAGUGACGUGCUCAUGAGCCCUGUGGACAACCCGGCCAAUGAAGGAUUCUGCGUUCCUGCGGGAGACUGUCUAGGCACGGGCGUGCUCAAAGUUAGCGUUUGUCGCCAAGGUGCCCCCAUCGUGGUAUCUUUCCCUCACUUCUACCAGGCCGACCCUAAGUACAUCAACGCCAUCGAAGGCCUGAAUCCCAACAAAGAGGAGCACGAAACCUACCUGGAUCUGCAACCGACCACUGGCGUUCCCAUUCGGGCCUGCAAACGUGCUCAGCUCAAUGUCAUUCUAAAGAGAGUCACAGGCUUCCCCGAAACAAAGUUCUUAAACGAGACCAUUUUCCCCAUCAUGUACGUCAACGAGACGGCGACGGUUGACGACGACUCGGCCGCACAGAUGAGAACGCUGCUGCUCAUAGUCACCCUGGUGUCCAAUUUUCCUUUGCUCAUUGUGGGCAUGGGUCUCAUCCUGCUGCUAGUCCUGGUGGUCCUGUUCUGCCGGAACCGCCAGAAGAAGAACGAAGUAAAACGCAUUGAUUUUACUGAGGCUUUUCAUUCUUUUGCUACGGCCAAAGACGAGACGGCGUACACUCAGGUGAGCGACAAGACAGACGAGUCGCCUGAGGCACCUCCUGCUCAGCCAAUCAGGAAUGGCUCCUACAUUGCCAUGUCUCCAGUGGAUGCCCAGAAGUGUUGAUCCGGGAUCACCUUAACCCCACCCUCCUUCCCUUCCCUUGUUCCCGGAGCUCAAGGGGGGUGUCGCGCAGGAACUCUCUUAGCCGCCCCCCUGACGCCGAGCCUCCAAAGAUGAAGGACUCCAGCUCCCUCCAGAAAAUAGCCGUCUUACCACCACGGAAGUAUUAGGAACAAGAAACACAAGACUGAGCCAAAACACUUAUUCUGCCUUUUGUUUCGCGCACGAGCUGUGAUUUUUUUUCCCCGUUAACACGAAACGCAUUUCCUCCUUCAUUCCCGUCGAAUUUCCAAAAUAUUGCGGAACUCACCAAGGGCGACCGGAAAUCGGCUUUCUCUGCCUUAGCCUAAACUGUUACGCAAGCACAAUUGGGACCACCGGCGGUCCUUUCCGGUUAAUUCAGUUUCUUGAGUCAAAGACACUGUCGGUGUUACUGUGCAAAACACGGCACUUGAAUCACUUGUUGUCUUAUCAUUUCAAAAAAAAUCAAACGACACUUUUUUUGCCUGGAAAAUGUGCCCUUUUUGUAUUUAAAAUUUUUGGGGGGGGGGGUAUUUUGUCACUUCCGUUUACAGUGGUCCGCCUUUACACAACAUUUCAAACACUGUUUUGGUGUCUUUGCUGCUAGGAAGUGGCCAUAACUGAGCAUGUUGCCAAUUUAUCUAGUGUUUCACCAAUACUAUUUUUUUGUCUCCCGAUACCAAUUACAAACUGCGUGCGAUCAGCCGAUACCAUGUUUUUAAAAAAAAAAAAAAUUAUAUAUAUCGGGAGCCAAAAUAUGGUAUAUAACUCAUACCACAUUAACACUAAUGUUAGCUAUUUGGCUAGCAGUGUUUAAGGCCUCAGGUCAAGGGGGUUCCCAUGUUGAUACAACUUUUGGUCUCUUGAUACCGAUUCCAACAGUUGGCUAUCGGCCAAUGCACAUACUGAAUCCAUACGAUGUUUUUUGAAAAAAAAAAAAAAAAAAGAUCAGGAGCCAAAAUAUGGUAUGUAAAUAAUCUCACAUUAACACUAUUGUUAGCUAUUUGGCUAGCAACUGUUAAGGGUUCAGGCCCAGAAGGUUCCCUGUUGAUACUAUAUUUUGUCUCCCAAUACUGAUUCAGACUGUGUGCUAUCGGCCAAUAUUGUACCAAUUCCAUGUUUUUUGAAAAAAUGCCUCAGGAGCAAAAAAUAUGGGAUUUAAAUAUUCCCAUGUGAAAGCUAAUGUCAUCUAUUUAGCUAGCAACAGUUAAGGCCUCAGGUCCAGAUGGUUCCCCUGUUGAUACCAUUUUUUGUCUCCCGAUACCGAUUCUGUGUGUUAUCAGCCAAUUCUGACACUGUACCAUAAUUUUUGAAGAAAUAUAUCUGAAGCCAAAAUAUGGUAUGUUAAUAAUCUCGCAUUAACCGUAAUGUUAGCUAUUUAGGUGUUAGCUAUUUGGCUAGCAGCAUUUAUCCUAAUACUGAUUUGUGCUAUCGGCCAAUGCCCGUACUGUACCAAUACCAUGUUUUUUUAAAAAAUAUAUAUCGGGAGCCAAAAUAUUGUAUGUAACUAAUUCCACAUUAAAUCUAAUGUUAGUGAUUUGGCUGUUAGCUAUUUGGCUAGCAACGGCUAAGGCCUCAGGUUCAGAGUGUUUCCCUGUUGAUACAAUUUUUUUGUCUCCGGAUACCGAUUUCAACUGUUUAUCAGCUGAUAUUGUACCGAUGGCAUGUUUUAUGUAAAAAUUUAUUGGGAGCCAAAAUGUGGUUAUACAAAUAAUCCCACACUAAUUUGGGUUGCCAACAGUCCAGGAUUGCGCGGGACAUCCUGGAAUUUAGGAAGUUCUGAUUUGUACCGCUGCCGGGAUGUGCCGCACAAUCCGGGACUAUUGGCAACCCUAACGCUAACACUAAUGUUUGCUAGUUGGCUACUUGCUAUUUGGUUAGCAACACUUAAGAACUCUGGUCCAGAUGGUUCCCCUGUUGAGUUUUUAUUUAAACAUGUUUGAAACGAUGUUUAUAGUCGUAUUGCUCUUUUCCAAAAUGGUGGAAGCAUACUUUUCAGUGACCUGUGACCAAAGACACCCCCGACCGCCGACUUAUCCCCUGUCGUGCCACCUACCGAAACCGCCUAAUGUGUUUUUCCGCCGCCGUAUUCGCUGCUGUGCCUUCUCGUCAUCAAGGCUGACAAAGGAAAGACUUUUGCGUGGAAAUCUCAGUAUUAUUACCGUUAUGUAAGAUAAAAGCAAUACGGAGUUGUGUGUAUCAAUGAAUGGUUUUUGUAACAGGGCCAUGUAUUUAUGUUCGGGUUUUUGUCUUUUUGUUGUGUAAACUGUAUAGUUUAGUUCGGUGCCGCUUGGGUCCAAGUUGAUUUCACUUUCCAAAAGCACGUAGUAUUGAUGGACAGGCUGAUUAUCUUGACGUGACCAAUCAGAUGAAUGACGCCCCCCCUUUGUAGAGGGACCAGCGGUUGUGCCAUAAACCUACUCGGGGUCCUGACACCUUUCAUUUCGCACCCCUGCUUUGGUUGUAGUUUGGUUCCCAAAUGACAAUCUCCCCCCCUUUUGACAGGAGGGGUGCAAAAAAAAUUUCCAGUACAGUACUACUCAUUUUUAGUUUUUGAUAAUUUUCACUGCACACAACUUUCUUACAGUGCUUUUGUAAACAUUUCUAGUGUAUUUGCAAAAAAAUAAAGCUUGUUGUCAAGUUCA
Messenger RNA from Corythoichthys intestinalis (scribbled pipefish), 4542 nucleotides. It is a transcript of the gene scarb2a, whose product is annotated as scavenger receptor class B, member 2a. The record is from RefSeq and is a predicted model, not a curated record. NCBI's taxonomy places the organism in Eukaryota, Metazoa, Chordata, Actinopteri, Syngnathiformes, Syngnathidae. Bases 287 to 1879 code for a protein of 530 amino acids. The transcript has 13 exons. Gene Ontology annotation, cellular component: lysosome; cytoplasm; plasma membrane. Gene Ontology annotation, molecular function: scavenger receptor activity. Gene Ontology annotation, biological process: receptor-mediated endocytosis; protein targeting to lysosome.